UCCGCAUCCUGCUCUGGACCUUUGUGCAGUCCUUCAAGGCACUCCCCUACGUCUGCCUGCUGAUCGCCAUGCUCUUCUUCAUCUAUGCCAUCAUUGGGAUGCAGGUUUUUGGCAAUAUCAAACUAGAUGAGGAAAGCCACAUUAACAGGCACAACAACUUCCGCAGCUUCCUGGGCUCCCUCAUGCUCCUCUUCAGGAGUGCCACUGGAGAGGCGUGGCAGGAGAUCAUGCUGUCCUGCCUGGAGGGCAAAGGCUGCGAGCCGGACACGACGGCGACGUCGGGGCAGAACGAGAACGAGCGCUGCGGCACUGACCUGGCCUAUGUUUACUUUGUGUCCUUCAUCUUCUUC
Molecule: messenger RNA, 350 nt
Organism: Cyanistes caeruleus (blue tit)
Lineage: Eukaryota; Metazoa; Chordata; Aves; Passeriformes; Paridae
Source: RefSeq, a predicted model, not a curated record